Molecule: messenger RNA, 5646 nt
Organism: Macrobrachium nipponense
Lineage: Eukaryota; Metazoa; Arthropoda; Malacostraca; Decapoda; Palaemonidae
Exons: 6
Coding region: 55-666 (203 amino acids)
Source: RefSeq, a predicted model, not a curated record
UGCAUAUCCUUACAGAAAAACCGGUGUGUCUUGUCAACUUCAGUUAUUUCUCCAAUGAUGCUAGAAGUUCUUCGCAAGCAAUUAGUUGACAUUGAGGGUCUUCGGUGUGACUUGAUCAAAACGAUAAUGGGUAAUGCUUACUACCCUUAUAAGUUGAUUGAUGCGGCAAAAGCAAAGCUCAAAAUGAAAGCUUGGAAAGCGGGUAAGAUGGACAUAAAAACUAAAGACAGGCCACUUUCACCAGUCCCUGGUACAAGUCACUCAUGCAGAGGUCCUUAUGAAACCAGUGAUUCAUCCUUUAGAAGUAAUUUACAGCUGAUCAUGAAACGCGAGUCGAGCCCAUCACUUGAAGAACAAGAAGGCAGUUCAUCCUCCAGCUUUCUUGAUCAGUCUCCACCCAAGAAAAAAAUGUUCCUAGAUGGUGCCAGUGGUACAAUAUCCUCAGAUAAAAAACUACGGUCUUACAAGAUGGAGAAUAUUGUUGAGGGGCUGAAGUUCAUUAUGAAAACAAACAGAGAGAGGGGUUCAGUUGUACAAGGUAAUCAUGAAGCAAGAGAAGCCAUUGAUUUAAUGUUUGCCAUAGCCACAGUGUUUAGACUGAAUGCACUUGCUGAGAAACCAAGCCCCAGAGAGAGAAGAAACUUGUUGUUUUUGAGAAAAUAUUAGGAGAGCUUGUAUUCAGCCUCAAAAAGGUCCCCCUAUAACUCUUCUUGGAUGACAGUAUCUAUAUAAUAUGCAGGUCAGUGUGUAUAUAUUAUCCACAAAUACUAUAUGAUUACCAUUUCGUUUAUGCUGCAAGUACAUUUUUUGUAAUAUGUGGGAAAUUAGCUUAGUUUUAAGGAAGUUACCAUUUAUACUCGUGUAUCGUGCGACUUUUGAAACCCUAAUUGAGUAGCCGAGAACCAGAAGGUGCUAAGUGCCACCACCACCAAAACCGAGAUUUUCACAGAAAACGGUCCAUCAUAGGCAUAAAAUAUUUUCCCAGUUUGGAUUUGGCGCUUUCUGGCCCUACAAUAUGGUCAAAAACCCCUCAGAAGUCAGUGCAACUUUCGCCUGAAAAAUUUGUAGCGCACGGCAGCUAAAUUCUCAGAACCAGAAGGUGUCAUCUUGCAUCGUGUCCAGAUUGCCUGGGAAAGCCGUAGCCAAUCACAGUGCUUCGUCAAUGAGUGAGUAGGCAUCUCAGCCAGUCACAGCACGAUACGCUCUCUCGAGCCAAUCAGCAUGCACGAAGCAUAGUGUCAGGGGAUGCGGCAGAAUGUAAACAAAACUUAUGGAGUUCAGCUGGUUCACGUCUUCUGUAAACAUACGCUCAUGGAUUUAUCCUUUUUACGUUAUUUUACGGCUUGUCUGCAGUGCUUUCGUGACAAUGAUUACUGUUGUUUUUUUUUUUACAUUACUUUGAAAUAUUUUUGGGUGCAUUUACAUUAAUAUUGUCGUUAGUUUUUAUUAUUUUUUAUGUUUGUAUGUAUUGGUAUUUUUGGGAUAUUUUUCUGUAUUUUCCCUUAAACUUUGAUAUUAAUACUGAUUUUCAGCUUUUUUCUAUGUACUUAAAUGAGUUGGAACUGUUUAAGGACGUAUUUCCAUUGAUGUUGUUGUCUAUUAUUUUUUAUGUUUGUUAGUAUUUUUGGUAUUUUUCCAGUAUUUUCCAAUAAACAUGGACAUUAAUAAUGAUUUUGAAAUGUUUUCUGUGUAUUUUCAUGAUUUGGAACCAUUUAAUGGUGUAUUUCCAUUGAUGUUGUUGUUUAUCAUUUUCUAUGUUCGUCUAUAUUUUUGUUAUUUUUUUUGGUAUUUUCCUAAAAACUUACAAAUCUGACACUUACACACAAAAAAACUAUGGUCUUUAGCUUUAAAGUGCAACAAACCCCAUGUUAAUACCUAUUAUAAUUACCGAGCUACAAUAUUUUAACUUUUAACUUGCAAUUACUCAUUUUUUUCAAAACGGCUUUUAGCACCUUCUGGUUCUCGGCUACUCAGUUUUGGAGCUAAUUUUAAGGGGGUCACAUCUUACAGGAGAUAUAAAAUUUGAGUAUGUAAUAAUCACAUGCUUUACUUCACUGCUUCCAAUAAUAUUAUAUGUAUUUUCAUAUUACUAUAUGUUUGUAAUAUAAAAUACAAACAUAGCAAUCAAUGUUUUGGUUUGGAAAUCAGCUGCGAGGUAAGUUUGUUUUGCUGUAUAGAACUCAAAUCAGAGCGACUUUCUUGCUUCUAGUUAGUGCAAAUGAAUCUCAAGAUCCUCUAUUUAUAUGAGACAAGGUUAUUUUACGACAUACAAAGUGUUUUCAAGUGGAAAUAUCACUUUAAAACGUAUCGUUUGUGAACAAAAUUUAGUUAUUUUUUUCAUUAUUAAAUAGCGCUGAGAGCAUGUUUAUUGUGUAAAUGAAAAUCAACAGAUUCCGUUCGAUAUUUUCACUUCAUCCCAUCAGAAUACUACAAGCUUUACAUAUUUAUCUUUUAUUGGAUUGAAACAGUCAAAUGUGUUCUUUCAUGCCCAAUAGUUUUGAUUAAUACACAUUUCUCUCAAAUUUUGUUUACUGUCGAGUUUGAUGGUACUAUACUGAAGUUUGCGAGAGUUUCAUCCACGUUGCUGAUGCAUGAUAAUAGUUAUUAGCGGAUCAACAUUCUUUCCUCAACUUCAACUAAAACUUACUGAUUAAAUCUAUCAGUAUAUGCCCUUGCCAAUCUUUUAUCCAUAGCAAGUAAGAUAUAGUAAUGUAGAAAUAUAUCAGUCCUAUUCUCCUUAAUGUCAUUUGUAACAUAACAGCUGUUUUGGGCUGUAUGCACUUUCAAAACAAGUAUAUCAUUACUAACGUUACUUUUGGCAUUCUCUUUUACUUUUUUUAAUUUAACUAGAAGAUGGGAUAGAUUAAGAGAUGGAGGAAAAGGGAUUAGUCUAACUAAAAAAUGGAAUAGAUAAAGAGGAGGAAAACAGGUUUGCCUAUUGCUAUUUGGUCUCGUAAAUUUAACUAGCAUCAUACAUGAGACACGUGAUUAAAUAAUUUUUUAAGGGUGAAAAUUUUGGGGGGGUCAUAUGACAUGCGAGAUCGCGUGUUACGCGAGUAUAUACAGUAAAAGGUCCUCCAACACUGUCACAGGUCCUUAAUAUGUUGCAGUCACUUAUAUGUGCCAGAUGCAGACAUUAGAUUGUAAAAUUGAUAUGGACCACUGUUGGAGAUACCAGAAGUGGUUACUGGAAUGACAGUAAGUGAAACAUGUUGAUCACUUACAACUGCUGAGCAGUUUUUUUUUGUCAUUUGUUCAUAACAAAGUGCAAUUCUCUUGAGUACUUUCUUCCUCCUUUUUUGGCUAUUGCUGGGUAUUGAAGAAACAAUAUCUUAAACAAUAUACUCUGGUUCAAGUUCAGUUAACAUUUUCAAGAGGGAUUUAAUAUAUUGUUGUGACGAAGUUGCAAUUUACACUUGUUUGAAAGAAAUGCUUGAAAUACUGUAUGUUUACAUAUGCCUCAUUUUGAUAGCUCUUUCCCUAUAUGCAUAUUACAUAUGUAUUUAUACAUCUGUAAAUACUGUUUUUAUGUUUGCAACUUACUGAGUAGUUUUACAUAGCUAUAGUUUCUAUCCAUCGGCAGCUAGAAUUUUGAAAUUCAAGGUAGUGCUCUAUUAUUUUGGCUAGGCAAUAACCCUCACCAACUACUGGGGAAAGUGGAACCAACUCAGCACUGGAAAUCAGUUGUUUCUGCCAUCUGCUACUGUCAACAGUGUUCAGCAGCAGUGGAAUUUUUUGGAAUUUGUUUACUUCUGGUUGAAGACUUGGAGGUUUUGGUGAGGUUCUCCAAUAUUUUGGUAGCCAUUUCGGCAAUAUUUAGCUAUAAACAGGACUUAAUUGUCGAAAUAGUCAAUUUUGCCUUUGAAUUAGACCUUGUCUUAGUUGGGAGUUCGUUAGUAAUUUGGCAUGUCCGAUACUAGUUCUCAAGGUACUAUACAAGACUUAUUAAAUUGUGUUAUGAUCCACAUUCAUUUUGCACCAACUGUAUGGGUCAAACUUGCUCUCCUAAUUUGACUUGUGGGGAAUAUGAUCAGUUGUAUAAUAAAGCUUGGAAAACUUUAACCAGUCAUUUUAAUAAGUUAAAGAAUAAAAAGAAAAGCAGCCUCUAGGGAUAACAGUAAGAAGCAUGUACCUAGUGAGGAUAUUCCUGCUGGAAAUGUCUCUAAUUUACCUUCUGAUCAACUUUCCCACUCAUCGAUUCAACCUAAUCCUAACCCUGGCACCCUUACACCGAUCCCAAUGGCAGCCUCAAAGUGCGGGCAGACCAAAAAUUUUCAAUUACGUUACAGGCGAUGGAGAAUUUGGGACAAUCUGUCAAAAUAUUGAUGGAGAAGGUAAGUGGUGAAGUGAGUGCCAAUACUAGUGUUGUAGAGGUGGCUGUUCAUCCUGCUGAUUCUCCCAGGCAAAGAUUCCUGUCAAACUCCCCAGCACCUGGGAGGAGGCAUACUGGUAGCCCAAGGGAGGUCUGUGGGGUCUGCCCACGAGCAGUCUCCCCCUCAGAGCACCAUUGGAAAGGCGUCUUUAAAGAAGUAUGGUCACACUCUGAGGAGUCAUCCCCCAGCUGCCAGUGGUGAUUUGCUUUUGAGUCUCGUCCACUAAAAAGGAGGACUCGUAAUGUGUUGCCUUCUCCUGUCCCUCCUAAGAAGGCCAGUGUGUUACAAGAAGACCAACAUCCUUCUUGCAGCUUCUGGGACAGUCCAGAAUGCUUUUCACACGAUGACGACGGCUUAGAGGGUCAGUGUAGUAAGGAUACCCUCCUCUAAGAUUCGUUCUUCGUCAAGGAAGUUGUCCUCUGGGUGUCCAUCUGAUGAGACUGCAUGCAGGAAAAGUUCUGAGCAUCUCUUGGCACUGGAUCUUUAUCCUCCUGUGUUCCCUUCCCCAGAUGGUCCCUAUGUAUUAAAGUCUAGCUCUAAGAAAGGUAUGGCACCCAAGCAUUUGUUGGCACAUUUGUGUCCUUCUUGAGUGGAAAGGGACUCGUUCCUGCCUUCUGUAUCUUCAGUAAUUCAAGAGCUCCCAUUGGCAUAAGAGCCCCUAUCGGCACAGGAGUGCCCAUUGGCACAGGAGCACCCAUUGGCACAGGAGCACCCACUGGCACAUGAUUUACCUCUGCUUCAAGAGCGCUUACUGGUUCAAGAGCUACCAUUGGCGCAAGAGCACCCAUUGGCGCCUCAGCUUCCACGAGCAGCUGAGCGCCCAUUGGCGCAGCAGUGCCCACUAGUGCAUGAUUUACCUCUUCUUCAAGAACUCACUGGUCCAAGAGCUCCCACUGGCUCAAGAGCACCCAUUGGCGCCUCAGCUUCCACGAGCAGCUGAGCGCCCAUUGGCGCAGCAGUGCCCACUGAUGCAUGAUUUACCUCUUCUUCAAGAACUCUCUCUGGUUCAAGAGCUCCCAUUGGCGCUUCAGCUUCCAUGAGCGGCUGAGCCCCCAUGGUCACCUGAGCUCUCGCGAGCGCUCAUUGGCGUACUGAAUCAAAUUGUGGUUGUUCAGCAACCAACUACUACAGAUGUUGGAGCUGAUUUCCCUACAGUGUUGCAAGGUACAUCUGUCAUGGAUCCAUCUAUUGCAGCCAUGCAAAGUAAGCUGGACAGCAUUUUAGGCUUCAUGAUGCGUACUGCUCCUUCUUGGAUACAUGUCUUAUUAAAAAG